UCCAUGUAGCCCCAGACAAAUUGGCCUUAAUCUGGGAGAAGGAUGAACCAGGAGAGGAGGUGCGGGUCACAUACAGGUCAGUAUUUACCUCUGAGCCUACGUGAGAGAUGUAUUGCAGUGUGUGUGAACACUGCAGAGGGCUUAUCUGCUGAUGUGCAUCAUGUGAGGGGAUGUAGCAUCCCUUUGGAUAGAUAGUUCAACAUUAUGAUGGCUGUUGGUUUGCUCAUGCUGAUCUGAGACUUCAGCCUGCCUCCUGAUUAACCCUCUGGACCCCCAGGGGUCCCUAGCCAGAUGGGGAGGCAGACACAAGCUCCUCAUGAUAGUACUGCAAUGUUUGUAUGUAAGAUCCCAUGGGAAAGUUACAUCUGUGCCUUCCCAGCAGGGUUCCUGGUGCCUAAACUUGCAGUUAAAUGCUCUGCAAGAGGGGCCAGAUUCACAACUGCAGGGGUGUUGGGAAGUCCUGUGCUCACCUGCAUGUCAGCAAUGCCGCUGAGUUUGGCUCUCUGGGGGAACUGCCUGUACAGCCCUGCUUGGUUGGUCUGGAGACCCUCAUCUUCCAGCCCAAUUUGCCUGCUCUCUGAAUCUCCGAGGCAGAAUCCAUUUAAAUCCCUCUGCACAUAGAAUGAGUCUCUCUGUCCUCUUUGGCUCCAGACCUCAUGUGACAAGCAUGACCAUCCUCCCCCUGCUAUCCUCCCUGUAUGAAGACCCCUUCUGUGAAAUGAGUCACUGACAUCCAAGCUGUGGUUUCUGGGAGGGAUGCUUCUGGGGAGAGGCACUGUUUUGCUCACUGCUUUCCUACAGCUGUUGUUCUCACUGGUGGGCACAAGCUCCAGAGUUCUUGACCUUCCCAGAUUUAGGAAAGCAUGAAGCCCUGUUUUCAUGGAGGAAGAUAUCUAACUUCUCAUGCAUAGCCUCCAGCGCUGCAGGGAACUGCUGGAGCUGACGUGCCGCCUGGGAAACACCUUGAAACGGCAAGGGGUGAAAAGGGGUGACAGGGUGACAAUCUACAUGCCCCCCUGCCCGCUGGCGGUGGCUAGCAUGCUGGCCUGUGCCCGCAUUGGGGCUGUGCAUGCUGUGGUGUUCGCUGGGUUCAGUGCAGAAUCCUUAGCAGAUCGGAUCCGAGAUGCCCAGUCAGAGACAGUGAUCACAGUGAACCAGGGGCUGAGAGGUGGCAAGGUUAUUGAGCUGAAGAAGACAGUGGACAAUGCUGUGAAGCAGUGCCCAGGAGUUAAACGGGUUCUGGUUUCCAUGAGAACUGACAGCAAGGUUCCCAUGACAGCCCUGGACCUGAUGCUGGAGGAGGAGAUGAUGAAGGAGGAUGCAUGCUGCGAGCCUGCUGCCAUGGACAGCGAAGACAUGCUCUUUCUUCUUUACACGUCAGGCAGUACCGGCAAACCCAAGGGUCUGGUUCAUUCCCAAGCUGGUUACUUGCUGUUUGCUGCUCUCACACACAAGUACGUGUUCAACUACCAGGACAGGGACAUCUUCGGCUGUGUGGCAGACAUCGGCUGGAUCACAGGGCACACCUACGUGGUCUAUGGCCCCCUCUGUAAUGGUGGCACCACAGUCCUUUUUGAGAGCACUCCUGUCCAUCCCAACCCUGGCCGCUACUGGGAAAUGGUGGAGAGGUUAAAAAUUAACCAGUUCUAUGGAGCACCCACUGCCAUCCGCCUGCUCCUGAGAUAUGGGGAUGAAUGGGUGAAGAAGUACGACCGCUCUUCUCUCAAAGUGCUUGGCUCAGUGGGGGAACCCAUCAACAAGGAGGCAUGGGAGUGGUACUUCCGUGUGGUCGGGGAGACUCGGUGCCCAGUAGUGGAUACAUGGUGGCAAACUGAAACAGGAGGCAUCUGUAUCUCACCCCGUCCUUCUAAUCCUGGAGCUGAAAUCCUUCCAGGCAUGGCUAUGAGACCCUUUUUUGGGAUCAGCCCCUCCCUCCUGGAUGACAAGGGAAAAGUCCUUCUGGAAAACAACAUCUCUGGAGCCCUUUGCAUCUCACAAGCCUGGCCAGGUAUGGCACGAACCAUUUACAAAGACCACAAGAGAUUUCUGGAAACCUAUCUGACUCCUUAUCCAGGCUUUUUCUUCACUGGAGAUGGUGCACAUCGUAGCAGUGAGGGCUACUACCAGCUGACAGGACGGCUGGAUGACAUCAUCAACAUCAGCGGGCACCGGCUGGGCACUGCAGAGGUGGAGGAUGUUGUGAAUCACCAUGUGGCAGUGGCAGAGUCUGCAGUCAUUGGCUACCCACACGAGAUCAAGGGAGAAGGGGCCUACGCAUUUGUUGUGCUGAAGAAGAACAGUGGUUACACACAGGAGACUCUCACUGCCGAGCUACGGGAGCUGAUCUCAAAGAAGAUUGCCAAGUAUGCAGCUCCGGAGUAUGUUCAGGUCACCCAGCGGCUGCCCAAGACACGCUCAGGGAAGAUUAUGCGUCGGGUGCUAAGGAAAAUUGUGGAGGACAAGGCCAGCGAGCUUGGGGACCUAACCACGCUGGAUGACUAUGAAGCUGUGCAGCAGAUCAUAGAGGGACACAAGCGCCUGGUGGAGGGGCAGAAGAGCUGCUAGCAUGGCUCUCCCAGCAGCCACCUCCUGCUCCUCCACUGCAGAACUGCAGCCACAUCCAGAAAUGUCACUAGGCAACUGAUGGCCAUUAAGUGCCCAGAGAUUGUACCUCCCCUGCAGUCUCAAGCUCUCUGCAACACAGAGACCCUCAAAACCUCUGCCAGGCAGGGGAGAUAUUAUGACUCAUCAUAGGCAGAACAGUAAGGGGAGGUCAGUUGUUUCCUCCCCUAAAAGCAGAGGGCAAAAAGGCCUCCUUGGGGUUCCUCGUGUCUUGCAGUAGCUAUGAAGGUAGCAGCAUGGCAGGAUGCCCAGCCUUGUAUAGGUAUGUUAAUCCCACCCCUGCUCUGCUCUUCAGCAUGAGUCUAAUCCAGGACCACUGCCAAUAUACAAGCAUCUCCUCCAAAGCAAACCUCAGAAGAAAAAGAGAUAGCAGUCUGGUUAACAAAUACAGACUCUUCUCCAUAAACAUUGUUGGAAAACAGGCCCCAGAUUUGAAUACAAAAAUGUUCCUUUGACAUGUAA
Molecule: messenger RNA, 3084 nt
Organism: Apus apus (common swift)
Lineage: Eukaryota; Metazoa; Chordata; Aves; Apodiformes; Apodidae
Product: acetyl-coenzyme A synthetase 2-like, mitochondrial
Exons: 13
Coding region: 904-2565 (553 amino acids)
Cellular component (GO): mitochondrion
Molecular function (GO): AMP binding; acetyl-CoA synthetase activity
Source: RefSeq, a predicted model, not a curated record